Molecule: messenger RNA, 583 nt
Organism: Cloeon dipterum
Lineage: Eukaryota; Metazoa; Arthropoda; Insecta; Ephemeroptera; Baetidae
Gene: Chrac-16
Product: chromatin accessibility complex protein 1
Exons: 3
Coding region: 92-502 (136 amino acids)
Biological process (GO): chromatin remodeling; DNA-templated DNA replication
Cellular component (GO): CHRAC; nucleus
Molecular function (GO): protein heterodimerization activity
Source: RefSeq, a predicted model, not a curated record
CCGUCCUCGCGCCAAGUGACGAGAAUCGGCGUGCAAACACAAUUUAUUAAGAAUCAUUCCGACUCGCUUAUGUAUUUUCUCCGAUUUGACAAUGGCCGCGAACGCUAAUUCGAAACAGGUUUACAAAGGAGGACUUCAGCUGCCUAUCUCGAGGAUAAGGACCAUCAUGAAGAGUUCCCCAGACGUGGAAAACAUAGGACAAGAUUCUCUCUUUCUCAUUGCUAAAGCAGCGGAGUUGUUUAUUCAGACAUUGGCUCAACGAGCUUGUGAAGAUUCAAAAGGACUUAAGGAUAUUGGCUAUAACCACGUUGCUGAGGUUAUUCAGACCGACGACGAAUACGAUUUCCUUAGAGAAAUCCUGCCAAGAAAAGUUAAGGUGAAAGAUAUUCCUGGUCUUGAGUACAAAACCGAGGGCGAUGAGGAAGGAAGUGACGAAGAGGAGGAGCCUACUGAGGAAGGUGCAGAGGAGCAGGGUGUAAGCGAAGGAGAGGAGUCGUCUUAAUUUUUAAAAAUUAAUUGCUAUUUAUUUCGUGCAUGAAGGGUAAUUAAAGUCAAUAAAAGAUGUUGGGAUCAACUUUAAAAA